AUCCAUUAGAGCAGUUGAACUGGCUAAUUCAUUUGUAUUACGUUCGAGGAGAAAUUGCUAAAUGUAAGGAACUGAUAAAGAGACAAAUAAAAAUGAGUAGCGGCAAACACGAAUAUGCCUUUUUUAAACAAGUACUUAUGUUGUAUUUACAUAUAAAACUGGCAACGUAGCACUCGUAAAAAGUUUUGAACAGUGCCAUCUGCCCCAUCGAAAAAGAUUGAAUACAAUAUGAAAUGAAUCACGAAAGGUUACACCCCAACUUAGCGCUCGAGGCAAAUCAAAUCGGACCUUUUUUCUUAAUUUUAUAACUAACGAAUUAAUUUCUAGUUUUUCCUUUCUUUCUUGGUUUAAAAUGGUGCCCAUAAAAAAAUAAGAAUGUAGUAGCAUAGUAUAAGUAUCUUUCGUCAGGAAAGAUUGCCGGUCCACAGCACACCUUGUGUGGAUCUACAAUCUAUGUUUUUCUUAAGAUGCGAGCGACUUCCGGAAUAGGAUCGUGUCAAUGUUGAACGAAAAGUCUUUUUGGCCUUAUACAGUGUUUAGUGUGCUGAAGAUCUGAAAUCAUGCCUUCGGAAAGUGAUUGGAAGGGUGCACACCACUUUUUGGAUAAAUGGUGUUAUUUUACGAGAAGAAGAUAAAAUUCAGGAAGCGUUGGAAUCAUUUCAGAUGUGUCAUAAACUCAACUGCGACAAUGCUGAUAAUAUUAAAGAAGUUGCUAAAUGUUUAUACCUAUUGCGAAAGUACAGGAUUGCGCUAGAAGCAUAUUUGGAAGCAGAAAGAAUUUCAACUAAACCCGAUUGGGAGAUUUAUCACAACAUUGGGCAAUGCUGGGUCUCCUUGGGAGAAAACGCUAAAGCCAAAGAGUAUACGAAGAAGGCAGUACAGUUAGGAAAACAGGAAUGCUCGUACACGCUCCUAAUCAAAAUAUUGAUAUCGGAAGGAGAUUUGCAAACAGCUAUCAAUGUCAGCAAUGCAGCUUUAGAGUCUUGUCCCGAUAGCACGUCGAUGCUAACGCAAUCUGGCCUUCUUCACCUGAAGUUGGGGCAAGUCCAGCCGGCAUUUCAAUGUUUGAGUUCAGCCGUAGCUUUGAAUCCCAGUUGUUCAGAGGCGCUUUUGGGUAUUGGAUGCAUCACUCAGGCACACGAGGAGUAUGAAGUUGCUCUAUCGAAAUAUAAAAUCGCUGUCCAGAUAAAUCCAGAUUCAAUCGCUUUAUGGAACAACAUUGGGAUGUGCUUUUUCGCGAAGCAAAAGUAUGUGGCGGCCAUCAGCUGCCUGAAACGAGCACUUUGGAUAUCUCCAUUAAACUGGAAAGUCCUGCUGAAUUUGGGAUUGGUGCACUUGUCAACCAGCCAACCCGCAUCCGCUUUCAACUUUUUAUGCGCCGCUGUUAAUUUGCGACCGGACGCUGCUCUACCAUUUCUUGCUUUGGGAUGCGCAUUAUUUGAAUUGAAAGAUCCCGAGAAUGCGGUAAAAGCCUUUCAGCAAGCGGAGCUCCUAUCAAAGAACGAUUACAACACAAUGCUGAACACCGUUCUUGCCCUACUGACAGUUGGACAAUACGAACAAGCUUCAACCGUUUUAGAAAAGUUUAAACGGGUUUCAGAGGGCGACAGUCAAAUAGAUAAACAAGUUACCAAUUUGAGCAACAAUUUAGAAAGUGCACUUAAAAAACUGAUGAUACGAAACGAAUUAGAAGAACUAAGUGAAUCGUUAGUUGGAGAUGCCUUGGUUCCUAAUGCGAAGCAAGAGAAGGACAGCGAGAAAUCGUCCGAAAAGGCGAUCAACGAAACGGAAAAUUUAAGAAAAUUGGAAAGUGAUGAAGUCUGAAUGAUCUCACAUUUUCUGUCUGUAUAAUUUACGACUUAUGGAUAAAUAAAUAAAGUAAAUCCCA
Messenger RNA from Photinus pyralis (common eastern firefly), 1888 nucleotides. It is a transcript of the gene BBS4, whose product is annotated as Bardet-Biedl syndrome 4 protein homolog. The record is from RefSeq and is a predicted model, not a curated record. Lineage: Eukaryota; Metazoa; Arthropoda; Insecta; Coleoptera; Lampyridae. The transcript is spliced from 10 exons. The coding region runs from base 664 to 1824 and encodes 386 amino acids. Gene Ontology annotation, biological process: cilium assembly; protein localization to cilium. Gene Ontology annotation, molecular function: protein binding. Gene Ontology annotation, cellular component: ciliary basal body.